Messenger RNA from Phytophthora sojae, 609 nucleotides. RefSeq lists its product as hypothetical. NCBI's taxonomy places the organism in Eukaryota, Oomycota, Peronosporomycetes, Peronosporales, Peronosporaceae. The coding region runs from base 1 to 609 and encodes 202 amino acids. The record is from RefSeq and is a predicted model, not a curated record. The transcript is spliced from 7 exons.
AUGCGUCCAAGGCACAAGAAGGAGGAGAAGGGGAAGGAGUUGAGGGACGAGGGGGUGAAGGCCAUUGGGUUCCAGGUGCGGUCGGCCUCGGGGGCUGCGGGCACGGGCGCGACCAACCACCUGCUGGUCUACUCGACCCGUUCGUGCUGGCAGAGCUACGUGCGCCCCAAGGAGACGCUCGUGCUGGCGCUUGAGUGCAAGGCGCUGCUGUCGGAAGUCCGGAUUCUGAACAAGAACGCGUGCGCAGUGAGUGUGAGUGUGGCGGUGGAGAACCGACCGAGGUCCUAUGUCCAUGUGAAAAGAGUGGAGAAUUUACCGCACAACCGGGAGGUGGGCGUGACGCUGCCGUUCUUCCCCUGCAAUUUUGUGCGAGUCCAGCCUUUGGGCAUCCCAAGCGACGACAUUGAGGCCGAGUCUGGACCCUCACUGUGCACCGUGCUCAGUCAUACGACCGAGAAUAUCCUGUUCGGAUCCUCCUUACGUGCCAGUCAACCUUUCAUGGACUGCCUCAGCGACCACCACUCAGGCUCACCUGAGUGGAUGGCUAGACAACGUGGAUACCUGCUAGACGAGCGAAUAGCGCGAUUAGAAGCAGCGCUAUUCAAUUGA